UUUUUUUUUUGGUAUUAUUUAAAUAAAUUUGCCCACUCUUCAGUCGACCCUUCCCCCUUCCCCUUUACUUUUCACUGCAACGAUCUAACAGACAAUCAAGAACAGUCUGCAGAAUAAAAGCAGAAGCAAAAGCCAACCGAAAAGUCUGAAUAAAAUAAAUAACUUCAUGAUUCCCACGUCUUCUUGUUUUGCUUUACCAUUCCUUCAAUCCAACUCCACUUACUCCACUUUGGGCAAAAAAAUAUAAUUCUUGGGAUUUCCCUCCAAAUCCUAACCCAUUUCCGUUCAAGACCCAAUCUUCCUCUGAUUUCCGUUUCAGCAUUUCUUUAUCUGAAGAAACGGGAAGAACCCACUUGUUUUCUUGCAUAAACAAAGAUUCUUGACUAAAAAAAUAAUUGAAGAGAUUCCCAUUUCGUUGAUUUGUUCAACUAUUGCAAUCAAUGACAGAGGUGCUCCACUCCCCUUCUUCGUCCUCUUCUCCCUCGAUAUCGACUCCCACCCACAAUGCCACGUUGUUUCACCAGACUCAGUCGUAUGUGGGGGAUGAGGGGAUUUCUGGGCUGACAGGGGAUGAAGUAGAGGAAGAAGAGGAAGAGAAUAGAGUGAGGGAGAAAAGGGAGAACGAUAGGAGGGAUCAGUUAUCUCUUUUGGCCCUUUUAGUGACUCUGUUUAGGAAGAGUUUUUGGUUGGCUUGCAAGACGGAUAGAGACAAUUUUUCUAGCGCCACAGCUGGUGGUGGUGGGAACUGUGGCAGUGGGGUUAUGGAGAUCGGUUGGCCUACUGAUGUACAGCAUGUGAAUCAUGUCACAUUUGAUAGAUUCGAUGGGUUCUUGGGUUUGCCUGUUGAGUUUGAGCCUGAGGUUCCCAGGAGGGCUCCUAGUGCUAGUGCCACUGUUUUUGGAGUUUCUACCGAAUCAAUGCAACUGUCUUAUGAUCCACGAGGCAAUAGUAUUCCAACUAUCCUCCUGCUUUUGCAGAGGCAUUUGUAUGCUCAAGGUGGCCUGCAGGCUGAAGGUAUUUUCAGAAUAACUGCAGGAAACAGCCAGGAGGAGUAUGUCAGGGACCAAUUAAACAGAGGAGUGGUUCCUGAAGGCAUCGAUGUGCAUUGUUUGGCAGGCUUAAUCAAGGCUUGGUUCAGAGAACUCCCUAGAGGAGUAUUGGAUUCUCUUUCUCCUGAGCAGGUGAUGCAAUGCCAAUCGGAGGAGGACUGCGAUGCACUAGUGCGGCUUCUACCCCCGACAGAAACUGCUCUGCUGGAUUGGGCGAUCAACCUAAUGGCUGAUGUCGUCCAAGAGGAACAUCGAAACAAGAUGAAUGCACGCAACAUUGCUAUGGUGUUUGCUCCUAACAUGACACAGAUGGCCGACCCAUUGACUGCAUUGAUGUAUGCAGUCCAGGUGAUGAACUUCCUCAAGACCCUAAUAGAGAAGACUUUACGAGAAAGAGAAGAUUCUAUUUUAGAACCAGCUUAUACAACCCACAUUGAGCCUUACGACGACAAUAGCCAUCAGAGUGUUUCACAAGCAGAUCAUGAAAAUUCUGCUGAAUCAAAUGAAGAGACCGCAGAGGCCUUCGUGGUGGAGGAUCCUGGUUCAGACAGUGCCUCUGAAACUAACCGAGUAGAUAACAUCAGUGAUGAAGAGUAUCUUAGUUAUUCAACCUCCGCUGAAGAAUCUGAUGAAACUGGUUCUUGUGAAACACCUGCUGAAGUCUACACAGUUGUCUUUCCAAGGGAAGCUAAAGUAACAAAUGGCCUUCAGAUUCAGUUUGAAGAGAGCAAGUGGAGCAAAACAGGCCAAUCAAACGACUCCACUCACAUAAAAUCCGAAUCAAGAAUUGAUGGUCAGAUUGAACCAGUAGGUUUAGCUAUGAAAACUGAUAACAUGGGCAAGGGAAUUAGCAACUUGAGCCGUAUAAAUUCAACGACAGAACGGUUUGAGGCAUGGCGGUGAAUAAGCUCCAUCCAUGGCUGACUGAUAUUAACCUUUUACCCCUUUGAUUCUGAUGUGAAACUUGUCCAAUGUCUGUAUGUGCUUUUACCUCUUACUUUUGCUGGGUGGUUGUUGCUUACUCUGUUGCGGUUCCAUGUAUGCAUUGUUAGAAAAACCUGUUAACUGAAAACUGAGAUGUCCUGUUGCAGUUCCACGUAUGCAUUGUUAGAACAACCUGUUAACUGAAUACCGAGAUGUGAUUUCCAUUUGUUUGAUUUCA
This is a messenger RNA of Sesamum indicum (sesame), 2211 nucleotides long. RefSeq names its product Rho GTPase activating protein with PAK-box/P21-Rho-binding domain-containing protein. The record is from RefSeq and is a predicted model, not a curated record. Gene Ontology annotation, molecular function: GTPase activator activity. Gene Ontology annotation, biological process: signal transduction. Lineage: Eukaryota; Viridiplantae; Streptophyta; Magnoliopsida; Lamiales; Pedaliaceae.